UGUUGUAGCUCAUCGGCUUUUUCAUCUUAUUUUUCUAAAACCGUGAUUAGAUCGUUUCGCCGCUGUCGAGAAUAAUUCGCGUAAUUAUGUGAUUGUUAUUAUUACUCGUAUUGUUAUUCAUAGAUAUUAGGAUAGGAAAGAUGCGGCUUGGCCGCAUUCUCGGUUUUUUAUUCGUUGCUCUAUUGUGUGUGUUAUCGGAAGCGCAAUGGCAGACUUUUGGAAGUGAUGGGAGAAGACAGAGUAACGCUUAUGAAAAUCUAGUCGACACUGAUGGCCGAAAUUUCGUCAAUUAUGAAGAAAAUCCAAAAUCUUCGCCUAACAAAACUCCAUGCGUAGGAAAAUGUUGGGCAGAAAAAGGAGCACGGGGACCGCAAGGUUUGACUGGCUUACCGGGUCCAGCCGGACCUCCAGGAUUUCCAGGAGGAGAGGGCUUACCAGGUUCGAAAGGAGAAAAGGGAAACCAAGGACAGAUAGGAUUUGUGGGUCCAAAAGGUGACAUGGGAAAAAUGGGAUCACCUGGAUUUACUGGAGCAAAUGGAAUUCCUGGUUUACCCGGAUCGCCCGGAGAUGACGGCUUGCCUGGUGCCAACGGAUGUAACGGCACAGAUGGUGAUAAAGGAGAUAGGGGGUUGCAAGGUCCACAAGGACCCCGCGGUUUUUCUGGAAUUCCGGGUGAUAGAGGUGAAAAAGGUGAACCCGCUUAUGUCAGCCCAUAUAGUAAAGGCCAGAAAGGAGAACCUGGUAGAGAAGGACUCCCAGGAACAUCAGGAUCUCCAGGUCCUCCAGGACCUACAGGACAAUUUGGUUUUAAAGGCGAUACUGGCCCUCCAGGGCGUCCAGGAUUACCUGGUCAGAAAGGAUCUACUGGAGAGAUGGGUAUAGGAUACGAAGGCGAUAGGGGUGAAAAAGGUGAAAAGGGUGAAAAAGGUCCGCCAGGAACAGUAAUUUAUGAACGUCCUCCGUUGGGGCCUAAUAACAUCACCCAAGUUAUACCUGUUAAAGGAGAUCAGGGACCAAAAGGAGAACCUGGGGAUGCAGGGGAAAGAGGAAUGAAAGGAGAAUGGGGGCCCCCUGGACCUCAAGGUGAAGCAGGUGAAGUUGGACCGAAAGGAGAAAAGGGAUUGCUAGGACCAUCUGGAGAACGGGGACGAGAUGGUUUAGCAGGACCACCUGGACCUUUUGGACAGAAAGGAGAUCGCGGAAAUGAUGGACUUAACGGUUUUCCCGGUAAUCCAGGACCCCAAGGAGAUCGUGGAUUAGAUGGACCUCCUGGACGAGUAGGCUUGCAAGGUCCUACUGGACCUCCUGGUGGCGGUGAAGGAGCGCCAGGACCUCCGGGGCCACCUGGACCCAGAGGAUACACCGGCGAACUUGGACCCAAAGGACGAGAUGGAUAUCCUGGACAACCGGGACAGCCAGGGCCACAAGGACGCCCCGGUGGUCCUGGAACACCUGGUGUCCCAGGAACCGAAGGACCUGCUGGAGAUAAGGGAGAAAAAGGAGAUGCUGGUAUUCCAGGAUUACCUGGAGAUACUGGAGCAGUAGGUUUUCCCGGAGGAAGAGGACCUCAAGGACCUGCUGGAAUUCCGGGUGAAAAAGGAUACAGCAUUCCUGGAGAACGUGGAAAUGAUGGCAUACCUGGUAGAGAUGGUGUGAAAGGAGAUAAGGGGAAUAUCGGUUAUAAAGGUGAACCAGGUGCCCCUGGCGAUGCGAUCAAUGGUACUCCUGGGUCCCCAGGUCUAAUGGGACCUCCUGGUGAAAAGGGACUGGAUGGAAGACCAGGAUUCCCCGGCAUAAAUGGGCCCAAGGGAGAUAAAGGAGAUAAAGGAGGCACAUGUAUCGGAUCUGUGAUUGGAGAUAAAGGUCAGAAGGGAGAACCGGGAUUUGCUGGAAACCCAGGCCCACAAGGGUUACAAGGUCCAUCGGGUAUAAAAGGUGAAAUGGGAUUACGAGGAUCGGAUGGAAACACUGGUCCAGCAGGUCCACCCGGAGAACCAGGAUCUCCUGGAAUCAUUGGGCGGCCUGGUCCUGAAGGACCCCGAGGAUUUGAUGCUAGGGUGGGAGAAAAUUUAGUAAGGGGUGAGCCGGGAGUCAAAGGUGAACCUGGGCCCAAAGGUAAAGAUGGCAUCCCUGGAACACCUGGGCCAAGAGGAGUGGAAGGAAGGAGAGGAGCGCUUGGAAUUUCUGGACCUCCGGGAGAAAAGGGUGACAGAGGAAACCCAGGUCUAGAUGGUAUUCCAGGUGCCCCUGGAAUUCCAGGAAUGAAAGGAGAUAAAGGUUACAGUCUUAAAGGUGAUAAAGGUUCAGAAGGUGUGAGAGGUUCUCCAGGAGAAAAAGGUGAACCUGGACUCAUUGGUGCGGUAGGAGAACCAGGUCAAUGUCAGGUACCAGAUAUUCGCAAAGGUAUCAAAGGAGAUCAAGGACCACAGGGAGACAAAGGAGAACCUGGCCCUAAAGGCAGAGAAGGUUUUCCAGGAGAUCAAGGACUGCAAGGAUUUAAGGGUGAACCUGGUCCAGUCGGUAUUCGAGGAUUACCAGGUCAAAUAGGUCCUCGUGGUUUACCUGGUGUCAGAGGAGAAAAAGGAGAACCAGGGCCAUUGGGUUUCCCUGGAGAACAAGGACCCGUAGGACCUCGAGGAUUCCCUGGAAUUCCAGCUGAGAAAGGUCAAAAAGGAGAAAUUGGAGUUUCAGUAGCAGGUCCACCAGGACCAUCUGGCCAGCCAGGAUUUAAAGGAGAAAGAGGACUGCCUGGACCCGCUGGAAAACCAGGAUCACCUGGAAUACCCGGCACUCCUGGUGUUAAUGGAGAUAAGGGAGAUGUGGGUAGUCAAGGUUUAUAUGGUUUACCUGGAAUUGAUGGACAAAAGGGCGAACCUGGACCAAUAGGACCACCAGGUCCCAAAGGUUUUGAUGGAUACCCUGGCGUAGCUGGCAGCAAAGGUGAUCGAGGAGUACCUGGUGAACGAGGUGAACAAGGGUUGCAAGGACCGCUUGGCCAAAAAGGAGAUCAGGGCAUACGUGGUUCAGAAGGUGCCAAAGGUUUCUCUGGACAGAAAGGAUUCCCUGGUGCACCUGGAUUACCUGGAAUGGAUGGAACACCUGGACCAAAGGGUGAUAAAGGAGACAAAGGAAUGCCUGGAUUAAUUGGUUUACAAGGAAGUGAUGGAUUGCCAGGACCGCGAGGCCCUCAAGGUUUCUUAGGCGAUAAAGGAUUCCCUGGUCCAUCAGGUCCACCUGGGCCUCCUGGUCCAAUAGGACCAAAAGGAGAUUAUGGUCCUCCCGGUUUCACGGGUCCAAAAGGAGAACCUGGCCUAGUUUCUGAGAAAGGUCAAAAAGGAGAAGCUGGUGUGCCAGGUUUGAGAGGCCCGCCAGGUAAUACUGGCAGAGACGGAGUUCCUGGCGCAAAAGGAGAGGCAGGUUAUCCAGGAUAUGGUCGCGUUGGGUUCCCAGGAGAGAAAGGAGACGCAGGUGUUCCAGGCAGAAAUGGCUUACCUGGACUGCAAGGGGAAAAGGGAAAUCGCGGAGUCGAUGGUUUCCCUGGAGAAAAAGGAGAUCAGGGUCCGCGCGGUCCAUCAGGAAUACCCGGAACCCCAGGAAUUGAUGCAUUAGCCUGCACCGACGGACUACUCGGAGCUCCUGGGCCAGCUGGUUAUUCUGGUCCGAAAGGCGAUCGUGGAUUCCCAGGAGUGCCAGGAUUGAAUGGCACUAAAGGAGAACGUGGUUACCCUGGUCCACCUGGUAUACAAGGAUUCCCUGGCCAGACGGGCGAAAAAGGAGACCGAGGUCCAGCCGCACCCAUAGUAAACAUCAAAGGAGAUAAGGGUGAACCUGGAAGACCAGGUGAUCAAUGUGAACCAGGUGAAGUAGGUCCAAGAGGUUCAAUUGGACCAAUCGGUGCACCAGGAGAAAAGGGAGAUACUGGUCCAGUUGGUCCUAUAGGAUAUACUGGAAUUGCUGGAAUUCCUGGAAGGAAAGGUGACACCGGACCUGCGGGACCACAGGGACCGCAAGGAUUCACUACAAAGGGAGAAAAAGGUUUACCUGGAUUGUCUGGCAAAACUGGUCGUCAAGGAGAGCCAGGAUUACGAGGAGAAAAAGGUGAUGUUGGCCAGCCUGGAUUACAAGGUCUACCAGGUCAGCAGGGUUCCCCAGGCCCAAUUGGACCAAAAGGAGAUACAGGUGAUGUAGGCCCGGCAGGAGCAUUAGGAAGACCAGGAACUGACGGUACUCCAGGAACCCCUGGUACCGAUGGACCCUCUGGACCUAAAGGUCAAAAAGGAGAACAAGGUCCGGCUGCACCUUUCGGCGCACCGGGUCAAAAAGGAGACCAAGGUCUACCAGGACCCCAAGGUUACCCAGGUGUAUCGGGCGAUAAAGGUGAUCGUGGAUUAACUGGCCAGAUUGGAACAACAGGAGGAGAUGGUCCGAAAGGUGAACCAGGUUUCCCUGGUGCAAAUGGCGUGCCUGGUUUACGAGGUAUUACAGGUGAAAAGGGUGAUCGAGGUGAGCCUGGAUACCCAGCUCCACAAGGACCUAAAGGAGAACUAGGACCGAAAGGUGAUAUUGGUCCACCUGGAGAGAAGGGUCUCCCAGGACGAGAUGGAACUCCAGGUAUACCUGGUGAGAGAGGAGAUGUUGGUUCGCCUGGAGUGAAUGGAUUACCUGGAAUUCAAGGACCACCAGGACCUAAGGGCGAUACAGGAAAACCGGGAUUGUCAGGUUUGCAGGGACCACCAGGAUCACCAGGACCUGUAGGAGACCCUGGUCAACCUUGUCUCCAACCAGAUGACUACUUGACCGGUAUUUUAUUAGUAAGGCACAGUCAGAGCGCUGAAAUACCCAGCUGUGAACCAGGUCAUACCAAAUUAUGGGAUGGAUACAGUCUUUUACACGUUGAAGGAAACGAAAAAGCUCAUACUCAAGAUCUGGGUGUUGCCGGCUCCUGUAUACGCAAGUUCAACACAAUGCCAUUCUUAUUCUGUGAUUUCAAUAAUGUUUGCAACUAUGCUAGUCGGAACGAUAAAUCAUUCUGGUUGAGCACUAACGAACCCCUACCAAUGAUGCCAAUCGAAGAAUAUAACAUACAGAAGUACAUUUCAAGAUGUGUUGUUUGCGAAGUGCCAUCAAAUGUCAUUGCAGUCCACAGUCAAUCAUUGAAUAUACCAGAUUGUCCAGCAGGAUGGGAAAGCCUCUGGAUAGGUUACAGUUUCGCUAUGCAUACUGCUGCCGGAGCUGAAGGAGGAGGUCAGUCAUUAGCUAGCCCAGGAUCAUGUCUAGAAGAUUUCAGAGCAACUCCAUUCAUCGAAUGUAACGGUGCUCGGGGCUCUUGCCACUACUACGCCAACGGUUUAAGUUUCUGGUUAGCAACCAUCGAAGAUGGAGAGCAAUUCACACUGCCUCAGAAACAAACUCUAAAGAAUAACGACCUUAGGUCACGUAUCAGUAGAUGCCAAGUUUGCAUCAAAAACUAGUCUGUAUUUAUUAUAAGUUCACUUAACUUAUUUAAGUAAAAUUUAUUUCGUGUUAUGUUACCGACCAGUCAUUUACGAAACCAAAAAUGACAUAAUCUUUAUACUCCUAAGUACAUUUUUUAUAUUUUGUAAAAUACUUAUUUCCAGUACCAGACUCUCAACAGGGUGCUUCGUGUUCAUAAUUUAAGCGUUAGAAACAAUUAUCGUUGGAUUUAUAUACAAAUUCACUGCCAUUAAAAAAAAAAAAAUACUCUGCUGCAUUUUUACAAAAGGCUCACUGAGGGCGAUGGGCAAAUGCCUUUUAGCUUCUGUUCAAGUUUUGCGCUGGAAAAUACGUAUUUUUUAUAGUUUUGUAACUAAUUAGUUGAUUUUUAUAAUUUUAUUCAUUUUAUUUAUGUGAAAUUUAAUCGCUGAUUUUAAGUCAGUCAGUAUAAAUGCCAUAGGCUUUGAAAUCAAAAAAAAAACAUUAUGGAUUAGGAUUUUUUUUUAAAAAAAGGUGUUUUUUAUGCAUUGAAAAAAGCCAAAUAUAUUUACGAAGUUAUUAUUUAUUUUUUUUGGAUUUUUUGGUUAAUUUACAAAACCAUUCCAUCAUUAGCAAUUCACUCAUGAAUCAAAUUUUUUUAGUGAUAUGCCUUUUAGUCUGAAAUUUUAUUGCAUUUAUUAUAUAAAUGUUGACGAUGUGAUUAUGUACAGUAAUUAAUUUUAAUUUCAUAGGUUAUUUAAUUAACAAAUUGUUAUAUGAUCUGUAAAUAUUUUGUUUCUAUUUGACUUGUAUUAUUUUCAAUUUAAUUAUGAAAUGAGUAAAUGUUUGAGUACAUUC
Planococcus citri (citrus mealybug) is the source of this 6291-nucleotide messenger RNA. RefSeq names its product Collagen type IV alpha 1 (gene Col4a1). Gene Ontology annotation, biological process: extracellular matrix organization. Gene Ontology annotation, molecular function: extracellular matrix structural constituent conferring tensile strength. Bases 141 to 5471 code for a protein of 1776 amino acids. The record is from RefSeq and is a predicted model, not a curated record. Gene Ontology annotation, cellular component: collagen trimer. Lineage: Eukaryota; Metazoa; Arthropoda; Insecta; Hemiptera; Pseudococcidae. The transcript has 31 exons.